GCGAGCUAUUGAAGGAGGUUUGGUAUGCCUACGAGCAUAUGUCGUUUCUACAUGAAACGACAGCUCCACGUCGUACAAUCAAUACUGCAAAUCUUGAAGGAACUUCUCGGGAACCUGUUGUUAUCUCGACCGCUCCUGCAACCGCCGCUUCAUGCAGUUCAACUGCCUCAACAACAGCCACGACAACUGCCACAACAUCCUCCACUGGCUCCUCUAGUGGCAUGCUAGAGGGUCGCACAGCGUCCAAAGGACGCAAAAGAAAAUUUAGUGAAACGACUCGAUCAAGUCAGAUUAGCGAAUGCUUGACAGCCAUUCAAAGCAUUGCUAAUACUGCUACUGCUGCUGCACCUUGCACUAAAGCCAGGGCUCUGGGCAACUUUGUAGAGGCACAAGUUGCCACCUUCGAAGAUAAACAUCCAGAGUUCUGUGCUAAACUGAUCAGGUCCAUAACGACGGUCAUGAAUGAUCAAAUUGAUCAAUUUUAUGUGGACCAACAUGCCUCCUCGAUGCAUGAUCAUGCAUAUCUGUAG
Anopheles arabiensis is the source of this 530-nucleotide messenger RNA. RefSeq lists its product as uncharacterized. NCBI's taxonomy places the organism in Eukaryota, Metazoa, Arthropoda, Insecta, Diptera, Culicidae. Bases 39 to 530 code for a protein of 163 amino acids. The record is from RefSeq and is a predicted model, not a curated record. The transcript has 2 exons.